This is a messenger RNA of Aspergillus alliaceus, 1063 nucleotides long. RefSeq names its product putative thiol methyltransferase. NCBI's taxonomy places the organism in Eukaryota, Fungi, Ascomycota, Eurotiomycetes, Eurotiales, Aspergillaceae. The coding region runs from base 242 to 1063 and encodes 273 amino acids. The record is from RefSeq and is a predicted model, not a curated record. The transcript has 2 exons. Gene Ontology annotation, molecular function: S-adenosylmethionine-dependent methyltransferase activity.
GCUUGUUGUAGUCUUCCCAACUUGCAGGUAAUUUCUCAUGGAUACCUGACCACCCCUUGAAGGGUACUUAUGCAUAACCGGAUGUAGCCGACAUAUCUAGACUCAAUGCAACGCAAUGCGUGUGACCAGUCUGAGCCUGAGCUGCAAUUUAUCACACGUGUUCAUGCUCAUUUCUGCUUUCUAGCACGCAAUUAUCGACCACUUGCUCUGGAGGUUCAAAAAUAAGUACUUUACUACAGCGAUGGACACAUCUAGAUUCUUUAUCAACUACCAAGGAGAAAAGUACGUGGAUGGCUGGGCUAAUAUCUGGAACUUGGGUGAAUUCCAGAUCUGGGAUAAAGAAUAUCCCAACCCUGCAAUGGAGGAUGCAUUGACCCAGCACCGAUCUAUUCUGGGUGGUCCUCUAAUCGACGAUGGUCAGGGGAAUCUGCGCCGCAAAAAGGCGCUGGUCCCAGGGUGUGGAAGAGGCGUCGAUGUGCUCCUCCUCGCAAGCUUUGGUUACGAUGCCUACGGACUGGAAUGCAGUGCGGUCGCUGUCAAGGAGUGCAAGCAGGAAGAAGCCCGAAACCACCACCGGUAUCCGGCCCGGGACCUGGAGGUAGGCCUGGGGAGCGUUUUCUUCAUUCAGGGCGAUUUCUUCAAAGACGACUGGUUGCAGGAGCUCGGGUUGCCGCUGAACUGCUUUGAGUUGAUUUACGACUAUAGAUUUUUUUGCGCACUGAACCCAUCAAUGCGCCCAAAAUGGGCGCUUCGACAUACCCAACUUCUUGCCCCGUCGCCCCACAGUAAUCUGAUCUGCCUCGAGUACCCCAGAAACAAAGAUCCUUUGUUACCUGGCUCGCCAUGGGGGGUUUCAUCGGAAAUAUAUAUGGAACACUUGAAACAUCCCGGCGAAACAAUCCCCUACGAUGAUUAUGGCCGAUGCAAAAGCGAUCCUCUCCGGAAGCCAGGUGAACGGGCGCUCCAACGGGUUGCAUAUUGGCAGCCCGCGCGGACGCACGAUAUUGGAGUAGAUAGGACAGGAGAAGUUCAGGACAGGAUUUCAGUGUGGCGUCGAGAGUAG